GCGCUCUCGCGGCUCGUGCCCGCGCUCAGGGAGCGGCGGAAGCGGAGCGCGCGCCUCCGUCUCUGCUCUGGAACAUUUCAGGACUUGAGUGUUUCUAAAGUCUAAAGACCCGGAGCCGCAGACCCGGAGCCGCAGACCCGGAGCCGUGGAGCCGCAGUUUCAGGUCAUGGAGGACCUGGAGGUUCGUCGUUUCAUCUCCAGGUUCACAGAUGAAUUUCCUGCAGCCCUUGAGCAAGACACUCCCCUGCCCCUCACCUCCACGAGCAGAAACAUCUCACCUGAAGAAGUCCACGGAGAAAGUCUGGACCUGGGACUCAGACUCCUGACCGACAGAGAGGCUCCGCCCCUCGUGGCGUCUCUUCUGUGUCACUCGGCGACGUCGGAGCUUCUGCAGAACCACCUGUCGCCCCUGCACCUGCCACAACCCCCGGAGGACGGGGGCGCACCUGUCUUGUUGGAGUGGGCGGGGCUUCAGCGUCUGUUGGUGAACGCUCUCAUAAGCUCCGCCCUCCGUUGGCGUGGCGAUGUUCCCGCUCUGCCCGCGGUGCCCCGCCCCCUGGUGUCGGCUCACGCCAUCAGAAACUCCCGCCGCAAGAUGGAGGACAAACACGUGGUCAUCCCUCACUUCAGCCAACUCUUCGGACUCCAGGACGGCGUCCCGCGUUCGUACCUGGCGGUGUUUGACGGACACGGCGGCGUUGACUCCGCCUCCUUCGCUGCGGUUCAUCUCCACGUGGCUCUGAGCCGCCAGACGGACCUGACCUCUGACCCCGAGAGCGCCUUCAAACGAGCCUUUAACGAGACCGACCGCCUGCUCCAGCAGAGGGCGCAACGAGAGCGGGUUCGUGGUGGUUCUACGGCUGUAGCGGCGCUGGUGCAGGGACAGCGCCUCCUGGUGGCCUGGCUCGGCGACUCUCAGGCUCUGCUCGUCCGCAACGGCACCGAAGAGGAAAUCAUGGACCCGCACAAACCCGACCGAGAGGAUGAGAGGAGGAGGAUCGAGGACUUGGGCGGCUGUGUGACAUUUAUGGGAUGUUGGCGAGUGAACGGGACGUACGCCGUGUCCAGGGCCUUCGGGGACUUUGACCAGCGCCCGUACGUGUCGUCGGAGGCGGACUGCAGGUCGGUGGAGCUCCGGGGGGACGAGGACUUCCUGCUCUUGGCCUGUGACGGAUUCUUCGACGUCGUCAAACCCGCCGAGGUGCCCGGCCUGGUGCUGGAGGCCCUCAGGAGCCCGGGGCCCCAGGCAGAGACGGGACCGGAGACGGGACCGGAGACGGGACCGGAGACGGGACCGGAGACGGGACCGGACCCGCACUCGGACCCGCACUCGGACCCGGAGGAGGCCGCUGUCAGAGCCGCUCAGUUUCUCGUGUCUCGGGCCAAAGACUCGGGCUCCAGCGACAACAUCACCGUCCUCCUGCUGUUCCUGCGCUCGCCGCGGGACAUCCUACGAGACCACGCCCCCCUCCCCGUGACCACGCCCCUUAACCCACUCUAACCCCGCCCCUCAGGUCUGACCCCGCCCCCUGACACACUCUAGCCCCGCCCUUCGGCAGAUCUGAGGACUGCAGUUCCCAGGAUGCGCUGCUGCUGCUGCUGCUGCUGUCAUCGUUGUCGUCGGGUUUUUGUUUCAAACUAAAGUAUUCGUCGUCGUCAGUAUUUUCACAUAUUUAUACUUCACUUUUUAUACAGAAGCUCAAUAUUUCAUUUUUUUAUUUAACCUGAAAAUAUAAAAAAAACUGUUACACGUCUCAAAGUCUCUAAAUGCAGUUCUGCUCUGAAUACUGCAGUACUGUCUAUCUGGUGCUUUGUUUCUGCAGUAUUCAGUUUGGUUACAGUCCUGUCGUUGUGUACUUGUACUUGUACUUGUAUUUGUCUAACCUGCUGAUUUAAAUAAAAAAUACUAAUAAUAAAAA
Boleophthalmus pectinirostris (great blue-spotted mudskipper) is the source of this 1919-nucleotide messenger RNA. It is a transcript of the gene ppm1f, whose product is annotated as protein phosphatase, Mg2+/Mn2+ dependent, 1F. The transcript is spliced from 8 exons. Gene Ontology annotation, biological process: protein dephosphorylation; negative regulation of protein kinase activity. NCBI's taxonomy places the organism in Eukaryota, Metazoa, Chordata, Actinopteri, Gobiiformes, Gobiidae. Gene Ontology annotation, molecular function: protein serine/threonine phosphatase activity; cation binding. The record is from RefSeq and is a predicted model, not a curated record. Bases 167 to 1501 code for a protein of 444 amino acids. Gene Ontology annotation, cellular component: cytosol.